CGCGUCUUGCGCUUCCAGUGAGCGUUCCGUCCAACUCCAUUUCAUUGUUUCUAGAGACGUCUCAAAACAAUCGCUUCAUCCAUCCAACGUCUCAAAACAAUCGCUUCAGAUUCCACUGCCGCGUUCAGUCUAGCUGAAAGCCCUUGCUUCUUUCGCACACGUUACUGACGCAUCUUCUGUAAGACGCUGCCAACUCCAUAUUCCGCUGCCUUCUUCAGUUCAGUCCAGCAAAAAUUUCUCGCCUAUUUUGUACUCAGGGAACUGAUUGGCCAGCGUCCUUCGCACACAACGAUGCUGCUGCGGCGAUCAGUGCCGGCGUUAUCUCGAGCAGCGGCUUCUGCUGCCGCCUCUAGUGCCGUCCUGUCGUCCGUGCUGCAUCGGACGGCUCACGCGCGACAGCCGAUCGCCGAGGUGCCUGCAGCCGUCGAUCUAGUUCACCAGCCGAUGGUGUGCCGCGGAGUAGCUACUGGAUCGGAAGCAGCCCCCCUCUACGACACGCACAUCCCCCUCUCGCCUUUCCAGCGAGCAGCAGUGGCCAUAGGGGCAUCCGUGGGCGCAUUAGCCAACCCCGCACGGGCAGACCUGGUGGCGGCUGUGGGGGAGACGACUGGGGGAAUGGCGCUGGAAAGAAUCAGGCAGCAGAUGAGGGGGUGCGCGGAAGGCAGGGCACUGUUAGAGGAGAGACCCGCGUGACCAGACGCCACACUGGAAGCAGCAGAGCUGUGCGGCAGAGGGACAUUUGGAGCAGCAUACGCCCACUUCAUGCGAUCCCGCAGCUUCCUGCCCCAUGAGAGGCCGCCCGUGCGCUUCAUUGACGACCCCGACUUCCUGCCCCAUGAGAGGCCGCCCGUGCGCUUCAUUGACGACCCCGAGUUGGCCUACUUGGCCAACGGUGGGUUAACUUUUUAAACUAAAAGUGGAUGUUCUUUUCCUGCCCCAUGUGCGACUCCUCAUGUGGUUUGUUGAUGACCCUGAGCUGGCUCAUGUGGCCACACGGUGAGUUUUGAGUUUGGGUGAGAGUACGAAGAUGCGGAGCCAAGGAGGAAGGGCAAGAGCAGAGGCGGAAGAGACGAGAGCAUGGAGUUGUAGAGCCAAGAGGAGGAGCAAGAGGCCGGGGUUGAAGAUGGGCAUGGAGGACGGCGAAAGCAAGCGGAGGCUGGAGAAGACACAGAAACUAAAAUUGUGUGGAAAAUCAUGCUAGGAAAAGUGGUGGAGAUAUCGAGAGAUGUCCUGAUGGUCGAUAAGGACAGAUACGCAGUGAUAGAAGGCGUGUGGAACUUCAAAUAUUUCGAGAUGUUCAAAGUCGUGUGGCAAGAUGAGGUGGCAAGGGUGUCUUGCCAAGCGACU
Molecule: messenger RNA, 1347 nt
Organism: Closterium sp. NIES-67
Lineage: Eukaryota; Viridiplantae; Streptophyta; Zygnematophyceae; Desmidiales; Closteriaceae
Source: the annotation of a GenBank genome assembly